AUGAUGGGGUACCAAACAUCACUUCGACAAAUGAGCUAUCCCCGGCUGGAUUCUCUGUCAAUAGAAGAUCGCACUGAAGAGGAUGAGGGACCUCGGUACAUCCAUACAGACCAGACGUACAUUGUAUUCGACGUUGACCAAAUUUGGACCGCUUCUGAAACAAUCAGUAUUAAAAGACUGGCAAAGAAAGGUCUCGUCGCCUACCGAUUUAUGACAAAUGCGCCGACACGAUACCUCGUCAAGCCUAAUUCAGGUGUCUUGGAAGAUAGCAAGCCAGUGAAAGUAAAGAUCGCCUUAUACGGAAAUCGUCAUAACCCGCAGCAUAUUCUUAUUCUGCAGGCAGUAGAAAUUUUCUCAAAGGAGGAAGGAAAAAUUUUCACUUUGGCUUUGUCCGAUGUCCCAAAAGUUCAUCUUAAAGCAGACACUCCCUUCCAGUUGUNUAAAUAUGGGCAGUAUCAUGUGGCAGGAGCGCCUAACUAA
This is a messenger RNA of Haemonchus placei, 480 nucleotides long. NCBI's taxonomy places the organism in Eukaryota, Metazoa, Nematoda, Chromadorea, Rhabditida, Trichostrongylidae. The record is from the annotation of a GenBank genome assembly.